Messenger RNA from Opisthorchis viverrini, 504 nucleotides. RefSeq lists its product as hypothetical. The transcript has 4 exons. The record is from RefSeq and is a predicted model, not a curated record. NCBI's taxonomy places the organism in Eukaryota, Metazoa, Platyhelminthes, Trematoda, Opisthorchiida, Opisthorchiidae. Bases 1 to 504 code for a protein of 167 amino acids.
AUGACAGCGCGUGGACUUCUGGAAGAAGUAUAUCCACCAGAAGGUUAUUUGGUGUCAGAGCUCUUCAAGAAUUAUCAAGAUACGCGGAGCUGCCGAUUCUCAGGUGUUUGGAUUUUUAUCAUGGGCGAGAUGGCUAAGCGGUUGGAGCACCAAUUUACUGACCGGAAGGUCUGUGGUUUGAAACCAAAUUCUGGCUCUCGAAUUCCCCUGUCUAGGCUUGGACAACCUGGCAGUAUCCCAGCCCCCGUGAAACCUCCGGGUGGCAUGGCAACUAGCCCUGAUUCACUUGGGCAUCUUUCUUCCUGCUAUUGCGCCUUCACUAAUUCCAACAGGGUCGCCAAAGAAAUCACAUCUUCACAGCCAUACGGAGACCUACUUAGUUGCCGGUCUGAGCCUCACAAGCUAGCGUUCACGUCAAAAACAACCACCAAAGGUGCACAAGGUAUAUUAACGUUCAAAACAAAGUCAGUAACACUUCUACAGCGCUUCAUAUAUAUAGCGUAA